AUGUCCAACGACAGCAGCCUCCUGGGCUUGUGGGAGGCCUCCGAUUGGGCAGACACCUAUCAGUGCCCUCCCUCUGUAGGCGGGGCCACCUUCCUGAUUGUAGCGUACAGCGCCGUCAUCGCCAUCGGGUUGCUCGGCAAUGCAGGCCUGGUGUACAUCAUCGCCCGGCAACAGGAGCUGCACAACGUGACCAACAUCCUGAUCGCCAACCUGUCGUGCUCCGACAUCCUGAUGUGCGUGGUGUGUCUGCCGGUGACCGUCAUCUACACGCUGAUGGACCGAUGGGUGCUGGGAGAGGCGCUCUGUAAGGUGACCCCCUUCGUCCAGUGCAUGUCAGUGACCGUCUCCGUCUUCUCCUUGGUCCUGAUCGCGUUGGAGCGUCACCAGCUGAUCCUCCAUCCCACCGGCUGGUCUCCCGCUGCAGGACACUCCUACCUGGCCGUGGGGCUGACGUGGCUGGUGGCCUGCUUCAUCUCUCUGCCCUUCCUCUCCUUCAACAUACUCACCAACGACCCCUUCCAGAACAUCAGCCUACCCACAAACCCCUUCAGAGAUCAUCUGAUCUGCAUGGAGCUGUGGCCGUCGGACAAACACCGUCUGGCCUACACCACGUCUCUGCUGCUCUUCCAGUACUGCCUCCCUCUGCUGCUGGUGCUGCUCUGCUACCUCAGGAUCUUCCUCCGCCUGAGACGACGCAGGGACAUGGUGGAGCGCAGCCGCAGGACUCGAGGCGCCCAGAGGAUCAACAUCAUGCUGUUAGCCAUCGUCGUAGCCUUCGCUCUGUGCUGGCUGCCGCUCAACGUCUUCAACACGCUGUUUGACUGGCACCACCAGGCCCUCCCGGACUGCCAGCACGAUGCCAUCUUCUCCGCCUGCCACCUCACGGCGAUGGCCUCGACCUGCAUCAACCCCGUGGUCUACGGCUUCCUCAAUAGCAACUUCCAGAGGGAGCUGAAGAGCACGCUGCAGCGCUGCCAGUGUGGAAACAGAGCGGCGGAGAGCUACGAGAGCUUCCCUCUGUCCACCGUGGCUAGCGAAGGCAUCACCAAGGCAACGUCCCUGAACAGGAUGGGGUCCGUGUGCGUCCCCUCGCCCAGGUUUGAGAUCAGCUCGGCGAUGCCGGCCAAAACGAUACCAGCCAUCACCUAAAGACGGGACUACCAAACUCUUUUCUACCAGAGGAGAAACUCACUGACAGCAGGCUGACUGACACUUUUCUACUUCCACAACUCUCCUCCUGAGGAAGACUCUCACUCCGGCUGUCUGGAGAGGAGGAUGGAGGCGGGAUAAUGUAGCUAA
Molecule: messenger RNA, 1299 nt
Organism: Cheilinus undulatus (humphead wrasse)
Lineage: Eukaryota; Metazoa; Chordata; Actinopteri; Labriformes; Labridae
Gene: npy8ar
Product: neuropeptide Y receptor Y8a
Exons: 4
Coding region: 1-1149 (382 amino acids)
Biological process (GO): G protein-coupled receptor signaling pathway
Cellular component (GO): plasma membrane; neuron projection
Molecular function (GO): neuropeptide binding; neuropeptide Y receptor activity
Source: RefSeq, a predicted model, not a curated record